UGUACGAUCUCGCGUUCGAGAGACGUGAUGGAAGCCUCUCCAUGAGUAGAUAGGGCCGUCAAUAGGCGCCCGCAGCCGCCGACGACCACCUAUUCCACGAAACCGCACAACUGCGUCUCACCCCGCAACCCCACCAUAUAUCAACACUAUAACAGACAAUGGCCAUCACCAACGUCGCCCUCAUCGGCGGCACAGGCACGCUCGGCGCACCCGUCCUCAACGCGCUCAAAACCUCCGAGUUCGACAUCUUCGUCCUUAACCGCCAAACAUCCAAAUCCGUUUACCCCAAAACAAAAGUCAUCACAAUCCCGGAUGAUUUGGACGUUGAUGGAGUAGCCAAAGUACUCAAGGAAAACAAGAUCGACGCCCUCGUCAUCACCAUCGCAGGCAGCCAUGUCGAGUCGCAAAAGAAGCUCAUCGAUGCUGCGUUCAAAGGCGGCGUGAAGCGCGUGAUGCCCGCCGAGUUUGGCAGCUGCGACUCUGCAGACGACAAGACGAACGAGAUCCUGCCGCUCAUGAAGGGCAAGAAAGAGGUCCGGGAUUACCUCUUGACGUUGGAGGGCAAGGAGCGAGAAGGUGGCAUAGGGAAGCUCACCUGGACGAGUCUUGUCACAGGUCACUUCUUCGACUGGGGCAUGACCUGCGGUCUACUGAAAUUUGACGUAAAAGGUCGCAAAGCGUACAUUCUCGACGGCGGCAAAAUCAAGUUCUCCGCCUCCAACCUGGACUUCAUCGGUAAAGCGGUCAUUAAGAUUUUGGAGAAGCCAGAUGAGACUGCAAACAAGCUACUCUACGUCCACAGCCACCAUGUCACGCAGCUCGAGGUUCUUGCUGCGCUGGAAAAGGCUACAGGCGAUAGAUUUGAGCGGAUCGAUCAGAACAGCAAAGAAGAGUUGGAUGUCUCUCGGCCGAAGAUGCUGAACGGAGAUGGUGAGGCGAGGGAGGAGGUUGUCGCAGUAUGGGGAGUUGUUGCAGCGGAUUGGAAAGAGAAAGAAGGAUUUGCGAACAGGAUGCUUGGGCUACAAGAGGAGGAUCUUGAUGAGGUUGUACGUAGGGUUGUGUCGGAGUUGUGAGCGAGCGCGGAAUCGCUGUCGCAUGCACGCGCAUGGCUCGAUACGAAUAAGCUAGCAAGUGUUACGGACGUAAGAGUAGUCAAAGAUCUACCUAUCAACAAGAUCCAGUCCUGAUUACUAGUGGUAUGGCGACGUAGUAACAUCGUACGGGCAGACAAACCCCCGCAAAGUCACAUUCCCCAGCGAUGAAUCAUCACGAUGACCUAUUAUU
Molecule: messenger RNA, 1284 nt
Organism: Alternaria rosae
Lineage: Eukaryota; Fungi; Ascomycota; Dothideomycetes; Pleosporales; Pleosporaceae
Exons: 1
Coding region: 159-1073 (304 amino acids)
Molecular function (GO): oxidoreductase activity
Source: RefSeq, a predicted model, not a curated record